UGGUAUGUAUCAUGCUAUAUAUAUGUACACCGUGCUGUGGAGUUAGCUUAUCCAACAGCUACUGCCCAGCAGCGCUCAGAAUUUGCUAGAGAGUGUCGUCUGUGAAAUAAAAGUGGAAAACCCAGGGAAAUUAAUAGCACUUGUUUUGGCUUUCCCUUUCCCCUGAAGAUGAUAUGGGUGGGGUAUUUUCACACGCCAAGUCUAAUCAGAGAGGUUAUAGCCGUGGUAGGAGCAGCGGAAAUAGUAACAUAGUUACAAGAGGAAUAUCUUCACCUUCGUCUUCGACCUCGUAUCCGUAUCCGCAUCAUCCUAGAAUAAUGUCCAAGGAGCCAUCAUCGUCACUGAGUAAUACUGCUAGAGCCACUGGUAGUGAUACUAGCAGUCAAGCAAAGGGAACCAGUCAAGCAAAGGGUGGUUCCAAAUUGGAGAAGAAGCAAUCCAUCAAGCAGAAAUAUAGUUUCAUCCCUGAUAAUUUUUCUUCCCUAGAACAGGUUACGACAGCCUUGAGGGAAGCUGGACUGGAAUCAUCGAAUCUCGUUGUUGGAAUUGAUUUCACUAAAAGCAAUGAAUGGACAGGCAAAGUCUCGUUCAAUAAUCGUAGCCUUCAUGCCAUCGGAGACACACCUAAUCCAUAUGAGAAAGCCAUCUCUAUUAUUGGAAAGACGAUGGCUCCUUUUGAUGAAGACAACUUAAUUCCUUGUUUUGGCUUUGGUGAUGCCACCACUCAUGAUCAAGAGGUGUUUAGCUUUCACAGUGAUCAUUCACCUUGCCAUGGUUUUGAAGAAGUCUUGGCAUGCUACAAAAAGAUUGUUCCAAACUUGCGACUUUCAGGGCCGACUUCGUAUGGACCGGUGAUUGAGGCUGCAAUUGACAUUGUGGAAAAAAGUGGAGGCCAAUAUCAUGUAUUGCUCAUCAUUGCAGAUGGCCAGGUCACAAGAAGUGUGGAUACAGGCGAUGGAGAAAUGAGUCCACAAGAAGAGCAAACAAUCAAGGCAAUUGUCGAUGCAAGUUCAUACCCACUUUCGAUAAUUCUUGUUGGAGUUGGUGAUGGACCUUGGGAAGACAUGAAAAGAUUUGAUGACAAACUCCCAGCACGUGAAUUUGACAAUUUUCAGUUCGUUAAUUUCACUGCAAUUAUGUCAAAAAAUGCAACCAUCUCCGAGAAAGAAACAGCUUUUGCUCUAGCCGCUCUGAUGGAGAUUCCCCUCCAGUAUAAAGCAGCUGUUGAGUUUGGUAUUAUCGGACGUUCCAUGGGACAAGCAAAGAAAAUCGUACCACGCCCUCCUCCAGUUCCUUAUUCUCGUCGUCCAGUGCUAGAUCGUGAACCAACCCAUGUUUCUUCUCCGGUCUUGGAUGAAAGAACCCAGGCCUGCCCUAUUUGUCUGACUAAUAGAAAGGACUUGGCCUUCGGCUGUGGGCACAUGACUUGUAGAGACUGUGGAUCUAGAGUAUCCAGUUGCCCUAUAUGCCGCCGGCCAAUCACCAGCCGUAUCAGGCUGUUUGCUUAACGACUGGAUCAAGGGAAUUGUAUCUUGAACUGUACAUGUGGUUCUCUUGCUUUCUUUUAGUGCGUGUUUGUGUGUAUGCGCAUGAGCGUGUGUUUGAGUGUGAAGGCAGAGUCAGAUUUCUUCGCUCUGUAUCUUGUUCUGUUUCUAAAGUUGAUGCAGAACUUAUUUUAACGGUUGAGAAUGAUGUAUAUUUGCUAUGCUGCAAAAUUUAGCUUGUGGAAUCA
This is a messenger RNA of Populus trichocarpa (black cottonwood), 1732 nucleotides long. RefSeq names its product E3 ubiquitin-protein ligase RGLG4. The record is from RefSeq and is a predicted model, not a curated record. The coding region runs from base 174 to 1508 and encodes 444 amino acids. Lineage: Eukaryota; Viridiplantae; Streptophyta; Magnoliopsida; Malpighiales; Salicaceae. The transcript is spliced from 12 exons.